GCUGUUACCAAAGUCACCCCGGUGGUUGAUUACCGAGGGUCGCUUUGAGGAAGCUCUGAAGAUCAUGACCAAGAUCGCUAAGAUCAAUCGGAAACCGCUACCUUCUGACCCCGUCGUCCUCGCUGCUAUGGAGAACAUCGUUAAGCAGGGAUCUCGGGAGAAGGAGGAAGACCAGACCGACAGAGAGGCCACCAUCAUGUCUCGCUUCCUGGCAGUCAUAAAGCAGGUCGUCAUCUUGCUGACUAUACGCCAGCUUAGACUGAGAACCUUGGUCGUGUUCUUCUGUUGGUUCGCUGCCUCCAUGGUCUACUAUGGUAUCGCCCUCAAUGCUACAAACCUCAGCACCGAUCCAUACUUUUACAUCUUCCUGGGAGGUCUAUUGGAGGUGCCAUCGUACCUGAUCUUGUGGCCGGCACUCGUGUACAUAGGGAGGAAGAAGUCCCUGGUGGCCCUCUAUCUUACAUGUGCCGUCUGUAUCUUUGCCGUGAUGGCAAUAAUCCUUGUAUAUCCUGGAGGAGAGCAGGUGGCCAAGGUCUUCUUCUCACAGAGCGGUAAGGUGGCGGUAACAGCGGCCUUCCAAUUAGUGUGGAUGUACACGGCAGAGCUCUACCCUACCAAGUACCGUUCAUUAGCUGUGGGGGAAGCUAGCUUAUGCGCACGCGUCGGCAGUACUUCGUCACCGUAUAUUAACGAUAUUCUGGGAGGUUACACCGUAUGGGCACCGGCGGCGCUAUUCGGGACAGUCUCUCUUAUCUCCGCGGUGCUGUCACUCAUCCUGCCAGAGACAAGACACUGCACUCUGCCGGAAUCCAACGAUUUUUUCUCCAAGAAGAAGGACAAGGAGACAGACAGAGGAGGAAGCAAGGAAACAUCCCUGGAGGAUGUGAGUCAGGGGGUGGUCAACCUGUCAUACAACCCAGAGACGGGCCAACCGGGGACGGAGAGAUUAUAAUGAGAAUAAUGUACACCCAUCUUGUGAUAGCAAGAUGAUGACUAUCUUUAAACCUCCGUGACGGAUAACCGGAGGGGGAGAGAGCACAGGACUAUAUCCUAUAACAUUAUACUGGGCCUCAAGACCCACGGACAACAAGGACAUAAGGAUAUUCUCCUCCACAACAAACUUUCAAGACUCUGGAAUUCACGGCCAAUUUUAGUACUAAUUUAGAACUUUUAGAUAAUAACGUCAUUGUUAACGAACACAACAACACAUCGUUUUACCAGCUGUUUGUUAAGCAUAAUAACAUUACUUGAGUCUACGUAUCGAGCACCUGCAGAAGAUAUUAACAAAAUAACAUCUACCAAACAAUUUUACCCCCAAAAACUCAAGACAAUGUCCUCAGCGUCUCUUCAUAAAUAUUUACAGUAAACAUAUAGGUAUAUCACUUUUAGAAACAUAGGUAGAAGACACCGAGUCGUGUCAGCUGUCACCACGACGUGAAAACUCACUAUAAACUAAUGCUAACAACGACCAUGCCAUAUAUCGCUGAUAGGAUCAUUUUUUCUAUUACUUUAUCUUUAUAAUUUUGAGUUUUUGGAAAAUUCCAAGAUAUGCAACAUUCCACGGAGGUAUUGAGUGCGGUUGUAAGUUAAAAAGGACUCCAUUAAGCUAUCUGUGAGAAACACAUCUUCGUGCAUAUGUAUAUUUUUCUCAUUUAGUUAGGAAUCAAGGGAUAAACCUCUUUGGUUGAAGAUAAAAUUUCUCAAUUUCACAUCAAAAUUUAUAUUCCUGAUUAACACUCCGAUGGUGUUAUGUCUAUAUGUCCAGUCUACAUCUAGGUAUACAAGGGGUGAGAACAAUAUAUUUUCUGCCACAUAAC
Messenger RNA from Homarus americanus (American lobster), 1817 nucleotides. Its product is annotated as solute carrier family 22 member 5-like. Gene Ontology annotation, cellular component: membrane. Gene Ontology annotation, biological process: transmembrane transport. The transcript is spliced from 5 exons. NCBI's taxonomy places the organism in Eukaryota, Metazoa, Arthropoda, Malacostraca, Decapoda, Nephropidae. Gene Ontology annotation, molecular function: transmembrane transporter activity. The annotation marks the transcript as partial. The record is from RefSeq and is a predicted model, not a curated record.